AUGAGUAAGGCAUCACCGGAGACUACUCAUCUGUUACACCAUGAUCCUUACGACAAAACAGAAAGGUCCGCAGCACAAAAGUCAUCUUGGAAGAACACUUUAUACAUCAUUUUUGCCACAGUUGUUUCAGUGCCAUUGCUGUAUCUGUUCUUAGUAUAUCUGCCCAACUUAGCUCCCGAGUCUGUGAGCGAGCUGCCAAUCAUUCGCAAAGUUGACAAAUUGGAUUUUUCGAACCAGUUGGAAGUACCACGGAGACUCAUUUUAAUCGGAGAUGUUCACGGGUCCUUAAAGCCGUUGAAGAAACUAUUGAGAAAGCUCGAUUAUAAUCCCAAGGGCAGUACAGACACAGUUCUUUUGCUAGGAGAUUUUAUUAGCAAAGGUCCCCAGUCUGUAGAAGUGGUUGAUUUGGCCAUCAAAAACAAAUUCCAGUGCAUUUUAGGAAACCAUGAGAUUAGCGUUCUGCAGAGAUAUAACCAAUUCCAUGGAUUAUCUGGUUUAAAGUACCGCAACAAUGAAAGUGACAUAGAAAAUUAUGAUUUACAAUCGGGUCAACUCUACCCAUUAGAUGAUGAAAUGAGGCUUGCAAAGCAAUUGUAUCCUAGACACAUUGAGUAUAUGGGCACUUGCCCCUUUAUUUAUGACUUGGGACCGGUACCUCGUUAUAAUAGGAAACAUACAAACUACAAGGAAACCGUUGACGGGGUCGCCGUUCAUGCCGGUCUCAACUGGAACGUUCAUGAACUGUAUGAUCAAGAUGUCACCGAGGUUACUGAAAUGAGAGCGAUGCUUCCCCCAGAUUUCUCAAAAGCUACUGAUGACAAAUCCAUUCCUGGUUCUGUUGGAUGGGCAAAGAUAUGGAACCAUUGGCAAAACAAUAUAACUGAUAGCGACGAUUUUGAUGGUUUAAAGAACCGCAAAGUUUACUAUGGUCAUCAUGCUAGCCGAGGUCUCAAUGUGAGACCGUACACCAUGGGAAUUGAUACCGCCUGCGUUAAGGGAGACCGACUUACCGCUGUUGUUAUUACUUACCACAAGGGUAAGAUAAGGGAGAAACUUGUUUCUGUUGGUUGCUGA
Molecule: messenger RNA, 1074 nt
Organism: Komagataella phaffii GS115
Lineage: Eukaryota; Fungi; Ascomycota; Pichiomycetes; Pichiales; Pichiaceae
Exons: 1
Coding region: 1-1074 (357 amino acids)
Biological process (GO): polyphosphate catabolic process
Cellular component (GO): cytoplasm
Molecular function (GO): phosphatase activity; endopolyphosphatase activity
Source: RefSeq, a predicted model, not a curated record